AGACAACAAAUCAAAAUAUUGCAAUUUGUUGAAAUUAAUAUCCAACAAUAUCAGUUGUGCAUCAUGUAUCCUGUGAGCUCGCAGAAAAAAUCCUGGACAUUUGCCAAUGAGUCGCAGCUGUUGGCCUUUCGUGUGGAGCAGAAUUCCAAGUACAUUGGAGAGCACGACUCCGAGUGUCAGGAUAGCGACCUAGAGGAAUUUUUUCUCACGCCGGCGGAGGAGCGCCUGCUGCUGAAGCAAUAUGAAGUCUAUUUGUUUGAUUUUUGCCGACGCUUCGAUCCGCCCAUGCCCAAAUGUGUGGUGGGCACCGCAUUUCACUAUUUCAAGCGCUUCUAUCUGAACAAUACGCCGAUGGACUAUCAUCCCAAGGAAAUACUAGCCACCUGUGUGUUCGUUGCCUGCAAGGUGGAGGAGUUUAACGUGUCCAUAAGUCAGUUUGUCAACAAUAUCAAGGGCGACCGGAACAAAGCCACAGACAUUGUGCUGUCUAAUGAGCUGCUGUUGAUUGGCCAACUGAACUACUACCUUACCAUACACAAUCCGUUCAGACCCAUUGAGGGGUUUCUUAUAGACAUAAAGACUCGGAGCAAUAUGCAGAACCCGGAUCGUUUACGUCCACAUAUUGAAAGCUUCAUCGAUUCCACUUAUUACACGGAUGCCUGCCUGUUGCAUACACCGUCACAGAUCGGCCUAGCCGCUGUGCUGCAUGCGGCCAGCCGAGAGCAGGAGAAUCUGGACAGCUAUGUGACUGAUUUGCUGUUUGUGUCAGCGCGGGAUAAGCUGCCAAGUCUUAUUGAUGCCGUACGAAAAAUCCGUAUCAUGGUCAAACAGUACCAGCAACCCGAUCGGGAUAAGGUCAAAGCCAUCGAAAAAAAACUAGAUAAGUGCCGCAAUCAGGCAAAUAACCCAGACAGUGAACUGUAUAAGGAGCGCUUACGGCGAAUGUACACUGAUGAGGACGAUAUUCCCGCUGAGGAUGCCUCUUUUCAUAUUGCUGAUGUGAGCUCGGACACCUCCGCUAUGAAUACCAGCCAAUAAAUAGAAUAUACAAAAUGAAA
Messenger RNA from Drosophila persimilis, 1058 nucleotides. RefSeq names its product cyclin-H (gene CycH). Gene Ontology annotation, cellular component: transcription factor TFIIK complex; nucleus. The record is from RefSeq and is a predicted model, not a curated record. Gene Ontology annotation, molecular function: cyclin-dependent protein serine/threonine kinase regulator activity. The coding region runs from base 64 to 1038 and encodes 324 amino acids. The transcript is spliced from 5 exons. Gene Ontology annotation, biological process: regulation of transcription by RNA polymerase II; regulation of cyclin-dependent protein serine/threonine kinase activity; DNA-templated transcription. Lineage: Eukaryota; Metazoa; Arthropoda; Insecta; Diptera; Drosophilidae.